Messenger RNA from Xyrauchen texanus (razorback sucker), 1939 nucleotides. RefSeq names its product dynein axonemal assembly factor 2 (gene dnaaf2). Gene Ontology annotation, biological process: axonemal dynein complex assembly. Gene Ontology annotation, cellular component: cytoplasm. Bases 72 to 1886 code for a protein of 604 amino acids. The record is from RefSeq and is a predicted model, not a curated record. The transcript has 2 exons. Lineage: Eukaryota; Metazoa; Chordata; Actinopteri; Cypriniformes; Catostomidae.
CCUCCAUUAAUCAAAGUUUCGACACUCGUCUUAAUUUGAUAACUCACAAGCGUUUAGUUGAACAGUUAACAAUGGCUUUUGGCAGCAAAAUUCAAGAGCUGAAUUUGACACGAGAUGAAAUGAAUCGAUUCGGCGAAGCUUUAAAAAACGAAUCGUUCCGCGCGUUACUGAAUGAAUAUGCCGCAGAAAUAUCCAACCCUGAAAACAAGAGACAAUAUGAAGAAGAAAUUAAACAGCUGGAGGAGGAAAGAGGCAUGAAUGUGCAGUUUAUUCACCCUGAAUCUCAUCAUGUGUUGAAGACGAGCAGCGCUCACGGGAAAACAUUCAUCAAUAUUUGUUCCAAUCAACUGAUCGAUAAACCGUCAUGCGCCGCCGCCACAGACACCGACGGUAAAACGGGAUAUAACUGGUCGUUACCGUACAGUCUGACACCCGGGAGACCGGACAGAGAUGCUAAAGGAAACACGUGUGUGAUAUAUGAUGUAGUUUAUCAUCCAGACGCGAUUCACAUGGCAGAAAACAACCGCAGAUUUAUGAACCUGAUCAACAGCACAGCCAUCAGAGGAAUCGAAGAUUCAUUUCAGAUUAAACUCAACCGGAACACAAAACAACUGCAAAUGAGAUAUAAAGGAAUUCCACAUCCAGCUGUGAUCCGCAGACCGAUACCUGCACAUGUGGAGAAGAGCUCAGGUGAGGAGGGACUGUCAUUUCCAUAUCCGGAUCAGACCGGACCCAAACCAGAUCAAACUGGUGCAAAACCAGAUCAGACCAAACCAAAUCAGACCGAACUCAAACCAGAUCAGACCGGACUCAAACCAGAUCAGACCGGACCCAAACCAGAUCAACACAGAUGUUCAUUGUCCAAACAGCCCACAAUCCCACACUACACCCUCAAAUACAGAUCAGUGCUGGAUCUACAGGAGUGCUCCAGCGCUCGACCCAAACACAUCAUCAUCAUCAUCGAUUUACCGCUUCUCAGAUCUGCUCAUGAUGUUGAUGUCCAUGUGACGGAGAGACGACUCGUCCUGGAAUCUCAAACACCAUCAUAUAAACUGGAUCUGCUGCUCUCGUAUCCUGUGGAUGAAGAUAAAGGAGAUGCAAAGUUCAACAAGACUAACAAACAGCUGACCAUCACACUUCCUGUUGUAGCGGUGAAGAACCCUGAAAUAUCUCAGAUCAGACGUGAUGAUGAUGAUGAAGAAAAGCCUCAUGAGGACACAGAGAGACCUUGUGAGACGGGUCACACACAAUCAAACACGCAUGAUUCAGCAUCAGUCACAUGUGCUGUUAGUGAACUGGACCGAUCUGAACCUCAAUUAAUCAACUUACUGAAAGAAACACACACAACUGAUACAGGCGACGAUGUAUUGAUCAACCCGACAGUGAUCAGAACAGAACCAGAGGAAUCGGAUCAUUUCCAUCAUACAUGUGCUCCAGAAAUCCAGAACAUGGAAACAGAGGAAGAUCCUUCCGACAUUGACACCAAUCCUCAGGAGAUGUCUGUCAGUGACUCUCAAAUCCACACCAGCGGGACACCAGACGCUCAUAACACCUCCGACGGAGAACAGGAAACUGAACCGCACACUGACGAGCGUCCUGGAGCAUUCUCACAUGAAGAUGAGCAGAAAUAUCCAGUGAUGUCAUCGUAUGAGCAACUGAAGGAGUCCAAACGCUUCUCAGAAGAGUCCAGUGCUGCAUCCCAACACGACCAGUCCGACAGGAGCGCCACUUCAGUGGAGGAAACUGGAGUCUCAUCGACGGAUCCAGCAGAUACUUCCGAUCCUCUGCCUGAGAUUCUGAGAGAGACCGAUCCAGACGACAGAGAACUGAUCGUUUGUGAUCACAACAUCUGUUUCCAGAACACUCUAUGCUUUGAUUUGGACUAAAAGUCAAGUGAAGUUUUAUUCUGAGAUUUAUGAAUCAUUACGUUACAUUGAAG